AUGGAUGAAGUACAAUAUUCUAUGAUGAGCAGCGGUGUGAAGAAAGGUCAAGGAGCGAAACAGAAUGGGGGUGCUAUUCCCGCAGGUGUUGGGCAGGAUUUGAGUAGGAAGGAUAAGAAGCGAUUACAGUUUGAAGGGAAAGUGGGAAAGAUAAGAACGUCGUUUGCAAAGGAUAAAGAUGUGCAUUAUAGGGAUAGGUUGACUCUGUUACAGACAGAUUUAACGACGCUGCAUCAGGGGAAUAACCCUGAAUUUCUGAGGAAAUUGAGGGAUCUUGAAGAAGAUAGGGAUUUGGAAUUAGUUAGGCUCAGGCUUUUCGAAGAGUACCGGAUUUACAGGUCCAAAGUAGAGUUCCAAGAAGAUAUUGAAAAAGCCAAGCAAGAACAUGAAAGGAUGAUCAAAUUGUGCAAAGAGAUGUUGUAUGAAUCCCUACAGAAAACUAUCAAGAAAUUGCAAGAGGAACGGCUACUUCUGGAUGUAGCAAACACACAGUCUUAUUCGAUGGAUUAUUCUCGAGGGAAAUUCCAGAAGCAGACUAGAAGCUCAACUCAAAAUUCAGCCAAUUUUUCGGCUUGGGAUUCGUCACCGAACGAUGUCAGCCAAACAGAAAGUGGCAAUGAGACUGGUAAUACUACCGAUAGGAGGUCAUUGCGUAGGCGUGCUGCUACUAAUCAGAAUAGAGCUCAAACUCCUGCAAACAUUACACCUGCAAACGGAAGCGGGAAAUCAAGCAAUACUAAUAGCGAUGCAGAGUCGAUGCAAUAUCUGAGCGAUUCAUCAGAAUUACAGGCUUUAUUGUUCGGAAAGGAAAAGGAAAAGGAAAAGAAGAUGGGUCGAGGUCACCAAAGACUUUCGACAAAAAGCGCUCCUAUUCUUCAAUCUUUAACUCCGGAUGAGGUUACUGAUGAUAUAUCUUUGAUAAGAAAGCUAACGGGCCAAGUACCAGCCCCAUUCAAAUGA
Messenger RNA from Kluyveromyces lactis, 960 nucleotides. It is a transcript of the gene SDS3, whose product is annotated as Sds3p. Bases 1 to 960 code for a protein of 319 amino acids. The record is from RefSeq and is a predicted model, not a curated record. Gene Ontology annotation, cellular component: Sin3-type complex. The transcript has a single exon. Gene Ontology annotation, molecular function: histone deacetylase binding. Gene Ontology annotation, biological process: negative regulation of transcription by RNA polymerase II. NCBI's taxonomy places the organism in Eukaryota, Fungi, Ascomycota, Saccharomycetes, Saccharomycetales, Saccharomycetaceae.